AUGGCUUCAGCUCCACCUACCAGCAUGCAGUUCGAGGAGAAUGAGUCUGAUUGGCCGUAUUCUUCUCGUGCAACCAAGAGACGCAAGCGCACCUCCGUCGCGGAUACAUCAGGACCCUCGCCUCGCGAGAUUGGAUUUAUGAGAGAGUCUCAAAAUAAUGGAUCUGCGACCUUCCUCGGGAGUUCAAGUGGAAUCUAUUUUAUCCGUCAUGUUUACAAUGCUUUCGCACGUCGUUCAGCAGACUUGGGCCAAACACGAGCCCGUGACAGAACCUCGGUGCCAGGGGAAGACGACCGGCUACAGCAAAAUUCUGGAAGCAUUCAAAGUUCGGAUGAGCUGUGGGCGAGCGAGGAAUUGAAUUAUGCACCAAAUACCUCAUUUGCUUUCGACGAUCUUGUUCAGUGGACACGCAGCUAUUUCGAGAAUUGGCAUCCAAUCUUCCCAUGCCUCCACGCCCCGGCAGUCUUGAAAACCAUAGAGACAGUCGGUCAAAAGGGAUGGAAUCGAUCAACCGAUUAG
Messenger RNA from Penicillium verrucosum, 519 nucleotides. RefSeq lists its product as uncharacterized. NCBI's taxonomy places the organism in Eukaryota, Fungi, Ascomycota, Eurotiomycetes, Eurotiales, Aspergillaceae. Bases 1 to 519 code for a protein of 172 amino acids. The transcript has a single exon. The record is from RefSeq and is a predicted model, not a curated record.